Motacilla alba alba is the source of this 2458-nucleotide messenger RNA. It is a transcript of the gene SYT17, whose product is annotated as synaptotagmin 17. Gene Ontology annotation, cellular component: membrane. The record is from RefSeq and is a predicted model, not a curated record. Bases 132 to 1556 code for a protein of 474 amino acids. The transcript is spliced from 8 exons. NCBI's taxonomy places the organism in Eukaryota, Metazoa, Chordata, Aves, Passeriformes, Motacillidae. Gene Ontology annotation, biological process: cellular response to calcium ion; regulation of dopamine secretion; calcium-ion regulated exocytosis. Gene Ontology annotation, molecular function: calcium ion binding; calcium-dependent phospholipid binding; phosphatidylserine binding.
CCUGCGCGGCCGCGGAGCCGCCGCUGCCCGCGGGGCCGCCCCCGUCCCCCCGCCCGGGGCGGUGCCGCUGCGGCGCGGGUGGGGCCGCGCGGCGGGAGGCUCCGUGCGCGCCCGCGGAGCCCCGCGGAGCCAUGGCGUACAUCCAGUUGGAACCAAUAAAUGAGGGUCUGCUCGCUCGGAUCUCGGAUCUCUUGCUGUGCCGGUGGACUUGCAGGAAUUGUUGUCAGAAGUGUUUUGACUGUAGCUGUUGCCAAACAAAUGAAGAUGAAGUUGAAAUCCUGGGACCUUUUCCUGCUCAAACUCCAGCCUGGCUGAUAAGCAGCCAAAAUGAGGACAAAGAUGGAGACUCAGAUAAUGCAAUCAGCGAGCUGCCUCCCACUCUUCAGGAUGUUUCCCCUGACAGAAGGCGCUCGUCCUCAGAUACAUCACGGUCCACUUACAGCCUCACGCGGCGGAUUUCAAGUCUGGAGUCGAGGAGGCCAAGUUCUCCACUAAUUGACAUCAAACCCAUCGAGUUUGGAAUAAUAGGGGCUAAGAAAGAAAUAGUUCAGCCAACUAUCCUGCGAAAAACCUACACCCCAGAUGACUAUUUUAGAAAAUUUGAACCAAGGCUGUACUCUCUUGACUCAAAUAGUGAUGACAUGGACUCCUUGACAGAUGAGGAGAUCUUGUCCAAGUACCAGCUGGGCAUGCUGCAUUUUAGCACACAGUAUGAUCUGUUGCAUAAUUAUCUAAUAGUGCGAGUCAUUGAGGCUAAAGAUCUGCCUCCUCCAAUUUCUUACGAUGGUUCAAGGCAAGACAUGGCUCACUCCAACCCCUAUGUGAAGAUCUGCCUUCUUCCUGACCAGAAGAACUCCAAGCAGACCGGAGUGAAGCGCAAAACGCAGAACCCAGUGUUUGAGGAGAGGUACACAUUUGAAAUCCCCUUUUUAGAAGCCCAGAGAAGAACUCUGCUUUUAACUGUAGUGGAUUUUGACAAAUUCUCACGCCAUUGUGUUAUUGGCAAAGUGUCAAUGCCCUUGAGUGAUGUAGACCUUGUGAAAGGUGGACACUGGUGGAAAGCCCUUGUGCCUAGUUCUCAGAAUGAAGUGGAGCUGGGAGAGCUGCUAUUGUCACUGAACUACCUACCAAGUGCAGGAAGACUGAACGUGGACAUCAUUAGAGCAAAACAGCUUCUUCAGACAGACAUGAGCCAAGGUUCAGAUCCCUUUGUGAAAAUUCAGCUUGUUCACGGAUUAAAAUUAACAAAAACCAAGAAGACCUCCUGUAUGCGGGGCACGAUAGAUCCCUUCUACAACGAGUCCUUCAGCUUCAAGGUUCCCCAGGAGGAGCUGGAGAAUGCCAGCCUGGUGUUCACAGUGUACGGGCACAACGUGAAGAGCAGCAACGACUUCAUUGGCAGGAUUGUCAUCGGGCAGUACUCGACGGGAGCCCCCGAGUCCAACCACUGGCGCCGCAUGCUGAGCGCGCACCGCACGGCCGUGGAGCAGUGGCACAGCCUGCGCUCCCGCGAGGACUGCGACCGCGUCUCGCCCGCCUCCCUCGAGGUGACAUGAGCUGGGCGACCACGGCAGCCAGAGCGAGCGGGCGGACGAGAUAGAAACCAAGCCAACGACUGAAGCACCCCACCUCACACCUGCACGCGCCCCACGGCUGCUCCGUGGGAUUCGUGCUGGCCUCAGUGAUCCGUGCGCGUCCCACUGGGCCCAGCUGUGCCCCUGGGGCCGCAGCUCUGGCUGUUCCCAUCCCGGGGCCGGGCGGCUCGGGCUGAGCGUGGCCGUGCCGUGGGAAGCACGGAGUGGGUGGAGGAGCUGGGAGUUGCCUCUGCUGUCCUUCCGGUCCAAAUCCAUGGCUCAUCCUCUCGGAGAUAUAAGUACCCGUGUGCUCUCAUUGGUGAACGUGGUAAUUAGGCUAGAAUAUUUUUUUAAAUGGUAGAACCUGUGGUGAAAUCGAUUCUGACUGCAGUUUUGUCCUUGUAGUAGUUUUAACAGAAUAAAGCUGCUGUUAGCGUGUGCGUUUGUGUGCCGGGGCAGUGUGUGGCCCACGUGGGACAGAGCCCGUGUCCCCUCAGCAGUGACCUGCCAGUCUCAAUAGCAGUCUGUGUGCGUAGUAGAUUCAGUGCUGAUAUAGCAAAAUAAACAUUUCCAAUUGCAUCUGUACUGGGAAAACCAGCUCGCGUCCUUUCAAACAUGUGCUGUGCAAAAAAACACCUGCUCCAGGGACUUUGGUGGUUAAGAAGACUCAGAAAUCACAAUUUUAAUUCUCUCACAGACUGCAGUGGCUCUUUCUGUGUUGUGUGUGUUUACCCAGGUAGUUCUUCAGGUCACCAAGUGAACUUAGCUACAGUCAAGCUGUCCUGUUGGUUGCUUCUGUACAUUUUAUUUUUCCACAGCGUAUUGUCUGGUAUGAUGGAGAUUGUAUAUUUAUUGAAAAUAAAAUUCUAUUUAAUUGUGCCACA